CCGUAGAGAACUGCUGUGACGUCUGCAGUCUGCACUCCGUGGCUGUGUUCAGUGGAAGGAAGGAUAGUGCAGGAAUCUGUUCAUAAAAUGGAAACGUUGUACAGUCUCCCUUUCACUGUGUUGGAAUGUCCAAACAUAAAGCUCAAGAAACCGUCAUGGCUACAUAUGCCAUCUGCUAUGACAGUGUAUGCGGCGGUCAUUGUGUCUUAUUUUCUCAUCACCGGAGGCAUCAUUUAUGAUGUGAUUGUGGAACCACCAAGUGUCGGCUCUAUGACUGAUGAGCAUGGACAUCAGAGACCCGUGGCUUUCUUGGCCUACAGGGUGAACGGGCAGUACAUCAUGGAGGGUCUGGCCUCGAGCUUCCUCUUCACCAUGGGUGGCCUGGGCUUCAUCAUCCUGGACCGCUCCAACGCGCCCAACAUCCCGAAGCUGAACCGCUUCCUGCUGCUCUUCAUCGGCUUCGUCAGCGUUCUCCUCAGCUUCUUCAUGGCCCGCGUCUUCAUGAGGAUGAAGCUCCCUGGUUACCUCAUGGGCUAGUGCGCCAUCGCCGCGCCAUAUUGAAUUUCAUUCAGUUUGAAGAGUUGCUGCAAUCACAGAGGCAGCAUCAGUGCCAUGGAAGACUGUUUGUGAUCAAGAGUGUGUGUGUGUGUGUGUGUGUGUGUGUGUGUGUGUGUGUGUGUGUGCGCAUUUGUGUGUGUGUGUGUGUGUGUGUGUGUGUGUGUGUGUGUGUGUGUGUUAAAUGGGUGUGGUUAUGCAAGAAGAGACUAGUUUUUCCAAGUGCUUUACUUACUGAGUAGAAUCCAAUUUCUUAUCCAGUAGAUUCAACAGGUUUGACUUCACUCUCAAACUCAAAACCAGUCAAUACGUACAGCAAGUAAGUCAUCAGAUAUGCAGUAGUACAAGUGUUUUGUUGACUGACUUAUGAUUAUUAUCCUGAGUGAUGUUUUGCCACGGGUGCACUUGUUUUUGUAGACACUUGUGUCUCUGCGAAGACCUUGAAAAGUGUCUGUGGGUGUGUAGUCUGUGUGUAUGCGUUUAGUUUUUCUAUACGAAUUGAGAAUAAACAUCCUUUCCACUA
Molecule: messenger RNA, 1078 nt
Organism: Sardina pilchardus (European sardine)
Lineage: Eukaryota; Metazoa; Chordata; Actinopteri; Clupeiformes; Clupeidae
Gene: ostc
Product: oligosaccharyltransferase complex subunit
Exons: 4
Coding region: 88-537 (149 amino acids)
Cellular component (GO): oligosaccharyltransferase complex
Source: RefSeq, a predicted model, not a curated record